AUGUGUGGGGAGGCCACAAAAUUAAAUGAUACAAACUAUAUUUCAGAAUGCGAAAAAGAUGCACUUUUUGUAAUUGAUUCAACCAGUUCAGUUCGACGAUAUUUUGAAGAUCAUCGAGCAUAUGCUGUUGAAGUUAUCAAAGCAAUUCUUCCAGACGAUGACCAAACAACUAGGAUUGGAGAAUUACCAUUUUUCGCGGGGAUAACGGCCACCGGUGCAGCACUUGACCUUGCACUUAAUGUACUGCAAGAGCGGCGUCCAAAUGCAAUUACUAACGUUAUUAUUAUUACAGAUGGUUUCAGGUAUGUUAUAUCCAAUAUUGAAAAAUAA
Messenger RNA from Thelazia callipaeda (thelaziosis nematode), 330 nucleotides. The record is from the annotation of a GenBank genome assembly. Lineage: Eukaryota; Metazoa; Nematoda; Chromadorea; Rhabditida; Thelaziidae.